CACUUUCUGUUUGGUGACAGCGGAGGUGAUUCCUAGGAUGGCGAGCCAAACGAAGAACAGGGCUCUGAUCAUUGUCAAUUACAAUUUCCACGGAAGAAAUGCAGAAAGCAAACUCACCUCAAGACCGGGAGCCAGGAGGGAAGCAGACAGGAUUUUCAAAGCAUUAUCCAAGUGCCAUUAUGCCGUGAAAAUUCACCUUGACUUGACAGCUAAAAAAAUAGAAGAACUUUAUGAGGAAGAAUGUCACGCAGAUCACGGGGAGUUUUUUGUAAGCAUUCUGUCCAGUCACGGAGAAGAAGGGAUUAUCUAUGACUGCGAAGGACAGCCAGUUCAGCUCAAGCGUAUUUUCCAGAUAUUAGAACCUGAGAGGUGUCACAAACUGGCUGGGAAACCCAAAAUCUUCUUCAUUCAGGCCUGCCGUGGAGUGGAAAUUGAUCAAGGUGUUUGGCUGCAGACAGACAGCGGUGAAGCACAGACUGAGUGUUUCUCACACUAUCUCUCCAUUCCUCAAGACACUGCAGUGAUGUAUUCUUGCAGUCCAGGCUACGCUUCGUUCAUCAAUCGGUGGGAAUCCAUGUUCCUCAAGGCCUUGCUGGACCUGCUAGAAGGAGAGGAAUGCCAUCUUGAAGUUGCCAGUUUGAUGACCCGAAUUAGCGGGACAGUCGCCUUGCAGGAAGCGAAAGGGAAAUACAGAGGAGGUAAAGAAAUGCCCUGCUUCGUCACCAAGAUGGUGAGAGAGGUGUACCCCUUCUCACAAGGAAGACAGGCCCCAGGUGAUCUCUCCAGUUCCACCAGGGAGUGUAGCAGCAACGAAGUGUAAGGAAUCAGCCGCAUUCCUUGUCUGGACAAGGACUCCUGUGAAGCCAGGAAGCAGCUCCACCAUGAGAAACGUGUGAUUGUUGCAAACUGGGCAAUAAUGGCCUUUUUGCUCUCCAAUGAAGGGUGAAUAACUCAAGCACAUCUGAUAGGAUGGAGGUUUAUAGUACGU
Messenger RNA from Podarcis raffonei (Aeolian wall lizard), 988 nucleotides. Its product is annotated as caspase-3-like. Lineage: Eukaryota; Metazoa; Chordata; Lepidosauria; Squamata; Lacertidae. Gene Ontology annotation, molecular function: cysteine-type endopeptidase activity. The transcript has 4 exons. The record is from RefSeq and is a predicted model, not a curated record. Bases 38 to 820 code for a protein of 260 amino acids. Gene Ontology annotation, biological process: proteolysis.